AUGCAUCUCACAACAACCCUCGCCCUCCUGGCCCUCACGCUCCCAACAACCCUCUCCCACCCACACCUCCACAUCCACCGCAAAAGCGUCGACUACAGCAACCCCGCCCUCUACAAAGAUGUAGACUGGAGCAAAGUCUCCUACAGCGGCAGCAACCCAGCGCCCGCCCAAGCAGCCGCCGCGCCCGCCCAAGCAUCACCGCAGCAAAGCCAACCAGCAGCGCAAGCCGCCGCGCCCCAGACCGAGCAAAAGAGCACGCAGCAAGCUUCCACGAACACCGCUCCAGCGACCAGCACCGCUGCGGGCGGCUCGAAGCGCGGACUCGCGUAUAAUUGGGAGACGGCGAGUUUGGAUAUGUUUGAGCCGUAUGCUGGGAAGACGCUUUCGUGGGCUUGGAACUGGGACAGCACGCCCUUCCGGCUCCCCACAGGCUUCGCCUACGUCCCCUGCCUGCGCACCACGCACGCGGACGAAACCGCCCACUGGGCCGCCAACGCCGCUUCCGCCAUAAAAGCAGGCAGUACCUACAUCCUCGGCUUCAACGAACCUGAUAUCGCUGACCAGGCUAACCUCCCCCCGGGCGCCGCUGUCGAUGCGUGGAAUACGUACUUGCAGCCGCUUAAGUCUGGGAAUGUGCAGCUCGGCUCGCCGCAAGUGAGUAAUGGCGUCGGCACUAACCCUGCCACGGGGCAGGCUUAUGGGUUAGAUUGGCUCUCAUCUUUCCUGGGAAAAUGCUCCGGCUGCUCCAUCGAUUUCAUCAUCGUGCACUGGUACGGGUGCACGGACGGGUGUAGCGUCGACACCGACGUUUCCUCGUUCAAAGACUUUGUCGGGAAAGCGGUCGCGUUGGCCGCGGGGAAGAAGGUCUGGAUUACGGAGUUUGCGAGAGUCGCGGGCGCGAGUGGCGCGGAUGAUUUUAUGGCCAAGACCUUGCCGUGGUUGGAUGCCCAGGGUGGUGUCGAGAGGCCUGGAGCUGGGGGCACUGGCUGGCCUGAUGGAUAUGGGAUUGGAGUCUUUUUGAUGUUGGAAGAGAGUGUGGAUAUGUGA
Molecule: messenger RNA, 1047 nt
Organism: Bacidia gigantensis
Lineage: Eukaryota; Fungi; Ascomycota; Lecanoromycetes; Lecanorales; Ramalinaceae
Exons: 3
Coding region: 1-1047 (348 amino acids)
Biological process (GO): fungal-type cell wall polysaccharide metabolic process
Cellular component (GO): fungal-type cell wall
Source: RefSeq, a predicted model, not a curated record